This is a messenger RNA of Ananas comosus (pineapple), 1647 nucleotides long. RefSeq names its product ACT domain-containing protein ACR9-like. Lineage: Eukaryota; Viridiplantae; Streptophyta; Magnoliopsida; Poales; Bromeliaceae. The record is from RefSeq and is a predicted model, not a curated record. The transcript has 6 exons. Bases 100 to 1398 code for a protein of 432 amino acids.
GCACCGAGGCCAAGAAGAGAGAGAGAGAGAGAGAGAGAGAGAGAAUAAGAGGCGGAGGUGGAGGUGGAAUCAACUCCCGCGGAGGAGGUAAAUAUAUAGAUGCCCUUCGGGGCGACGGGGGCCGUGGGAUCGAGAUCGGAGGGCGGGGGGAUGGGGGUGCGGAGCGAGGACGCGGUGGUGAUACAGGUGGGGAAGCGGGUCGGGGAGCCCGCCGUGAUCACCGUCAAUUGCCCCGAUCAGACGGGCCUCGGCUGCGAUAUCUGCCGUAUAAUCCUCGAGUUCGGCCUCUGCAUUACCCGAGGAGAUGUUUCGACGGAUGGGCAAUGGUGCUACUUAGUGUAUUGGGUUGUUCCGCGCUCAACGUCCGUGACCAUCCCGUGGACUAGCUUGAAGAAUCGGCUGUUGUCGUCGUGCCCAACGUGUUCGAUCCCGUUCUACGUAGACUUGAAUCGGCCGGGGACUUCUCCGGUCUACCUUUUGAAGCUGUUCUCCAUGGAUCGGAAGGGAUUGUUGCAUGAUGUUACUCAAGUUCUCUGUGAACUCGAACUCUUGAUUCAUAGAGUGAAGGUCUCGACCACGCCAGAUGGUAGAGUCGUCGAUCUCUUUUUUAUAACCGAUGGAAUGGAGCUCUUGCACACCAAAAAGAGACAAGAUGAGACAUGCAAAAGGUUAAAUGAUGCAUUAGGGUCCUCCGUGAGUUGCGAGAUUCUAUUAGCUGAAGGCUUUCAACAGGGCUUCUCCUCUCUUCCACCGGAAGUUGCGGAAGAGCUUUUCAGGCUGGAGCUAUCGGACAGCGAGCUUUGCUCGCACUCGCUUAGCCCAGAAAUGAGAAAGCUAAAGAAGGCUAACAUUAACUUUGACAAUUCAUUGAGCCCUUCGCACACUUUGCUGCAAAUUCAUUGCGUCGAUCAAAAAGGCCUCCUUUACGACAUUUUGAGGACCACGAAAGACUGUAACAUUCAGAUAAAUUACGGGCGAUUCUUAUCGGACAUGAAGGGCUUUCGAGAGGUGGAUCUUUUUAUUCAGCAAACUGACGGGAAGAAGGUUGUGGAUUCAGAGAAGCAGGGUUUUCUCUCUUCUAUGUUAAGAGCCGAGAUGCUCCAUCCGCUACGCGUAAUGAUCAUAAGCCGCGGCCCAGACACUGAACUCCUGGUUGCUAACCCAGUCGAGUUAUCGGGAAAGGGUCGGCCUCGUGUGUUUUAUGAUGCUACACUUGCUCUCAAACUGCUUGGAAUAUGCAUCUUCUCGGCCGAAAUUGGAAGGCAAGCAGCAUCAGAGAGGCAGUGGGAGGUCUAUAGAUUUCUCUUGGACGAAAGCCGCGAGUUUCCGCUAGCAAAUAGUAGAACGAAUAGGAAUCAGGUUGUGGAUAGAGUAAGGAGAACACUAAUGGGCUGGUAAAUUAAGCUUAUUAGCCUCUGUAUUACCGCUGGAAAGUUAGAAUGGGCUUUUUAUGUUGUGUUUUAUGUAGUCUAGUUACCUUCCAAUGUGCUUCUGUUUGUUUAGGGGUGGCCCCAGGCUUGUUGAGUCUCAGUAAGUGUACAGUGCACCCAUUCACCAUCUUAUAUAUAAUAUAAUGCUAUGUGUAAUUAUUUCCUCUUGUUAAUAAUGAAUGAUUAUCUUAAUCUAAGUGAUUUGUCGUUUUGUCAA